AUGUCACACACCUCCAUGUCACCAUACCACUAUGUCACCACACCUCCAUGUCACCAUACCACUCUGUCACCACACCUCCAUGUCACCAUACCACUAUGUCACCAUACCACUAUGUCACCAUACCACUAUGUCACCACACCUCCAUGUCACCAUACCACUCUGUCACCACACCUCCAUGUCACCAUACCACUCUGUCACCACAACUUCAUGUCACCAUACCAAUAUGUCACCAUACCACUCUGUAACCAUACUACUCUGUCACCAUACCACUCUGUCACCAUACCACAAUGUCACCACACCUCCAUGUCACCAUACCACUCUGUCACCAUACCACUAUGUAACCACACCUCCAUGUCACGAUACCACUCUGUCACCAUACCACUCUGUCACCAUACCACUCUGUCACCGAUACCACCACACCUCCAUGUCACCAUAACUCUAUGUCACCACACCUCCAUGUCACCAUACCACUCUGUCAACAUACCACUCUGUCACCAUACCACUCUGUCACCAUACCACUCUGUCACCAUACCACUCUGUCACCACACCUCCAUGUCACCAUACCACUUUGUCACCAUACCACUAUGUCAACAUACCACUAUGUCACCAUACCACUAUGUCACCCCACCUCCAUGUUACCACUCCUCCAUGUCACCAUACCACUCUGUCGCCAUACCACUCUGUCACCAUACCACUAAGUCACCACAGCUCCAUGUCACCGUACCACUAUGUCACCAUACCACUAUGUCACCAUACAAUUAUGUCACCAGUCCCCCAUGUCACCAUACCACUAUGUCACCAUACCAGUCUGUCACCAUACCUCUCUGUCAACAUACCACUAUGUCACCAUACCACUAUGUCACCAUAACACUAUGUCACCAUACCACUAUGUCACACACCUCCAUGUCACCAUACCACUAUGUCACCACACCUCCAUGUCACCAUACCACUCUGUCACCACACCUCCAUGUCACCAUACCACUAUGUCACCAUACCACUAUGUCACCAUACCACUAUGUCACCACACCUCCAUGUCACCAUACCACUCUUUCACCACACCUCCAUGUCACCAUACCACUCUGUCACCACAACUUCAUGUCACCAUACCAAUAUGUCACCAUACCACUCUGUAACCAUACUACUCUGUCACCAUACCACUCUGUCACCAUACCACAAUGUCACCACACCUCCAUGUCACCAUACCACUCUGUCACCAUACCACUAUGUAACCACACCUCCAUGUCACGAUACCACUCUGUCACCAUACCACUCUGUCACCAUACCACUAUGUCACCAUAA
Molecule: messenger RNA, 1299 nt
Organism: Biomphalaria glabrata
Lineage: Eukaryota; Metazoa; Mollusca; Gastropoda; Planorbidae
Exons: 1
Coding region: 1-1299 (432 amino acids)
Source: RefSeq, a predicted model, not a curated record